Molecule: messenger RNA, 3091 nt
Organism: Alnus glutinosa
Lineage: Eukaryota; Viridiplantae; Streptophyta; Magnoliopsida; Fagales; Betulaceae
Exons: 3
Coding region: 1009-2085 (358 amino acids)
Source: RefSeq, a predicted model, not a curated record
AGGAGCGAAUUAUUGUGUUCAUGAACGACUCAUUUAUUUUUCGAACCGAGACCGAAUCGAGCUUAAGCGAGUCGAGUCAAACCGAGUUCACAAGCAGCCGGGCUCAUCUAACACCCCUAGAUGUAGCCAAUAAAAAGCUUUAACGUGUGGAUGUAGGUCAUAAGCUGAGCCACCUUAAUUCUAUGUGUCUCUCUUUCUUAUUCUCAACUCUUUUUCAAAUUAUAUGUUCUUACAUGUAUCAGAGCUUUUUUAUCUUUAGCUAAGCACAUAUAUGAUAAUCAUCUCGUCAAGCUCACCUACAUUGAUGAAGAUCAUUGUGAAAAAUAUUAUUGUCUAAUUUACAAAGAAGAAAGAUAUCCAAAUCAUUAGUUCUAUUCCCUUAGUCAUCCCCGAUGCAUAUUAGGAAAAUAUUCUUACCUUAAGUUUGGAAGUAAUUUCACAUCUUAUCACCGACACCCUCUCAUUUGAGACACUUAUGUCUCAAAAGACUGGAUCCUCCCCUCCACGUGAUGCUCAUCCACCGUUACUGUUUAUGGAAAGCAAGUCAUCUUGAAGACUUGAAGCGAAGAAUCAACACUAAACUUCAAGUUACCCGUUCUCAUCUCAUGAUUACCCGUUCUUCUUCCUUUCACGCUUAUGGAAUCCAGCUGUAUUCCAUGUCUCUGGCCCACGAUUAUUGAAUCCAUCUAUCGCUUGCCACGCCCGUGACUCUUCCCUAUUCCUAUCACUUUUACCGAACACUUUUCUUACCUUUUCACUCUUGACAUUCACUUUCUUUUCCUUUAAAGACCCCUCGUCACUCUUCAGAUCCAUCACACCCCAUCACUCUUCAGUCUUCAGAUCAGAUCCUCCCACAGACUUGGCAUUCCGAUGAGCUGCGAAGUUGUUUCUUUAGCGAUGGUGAUUAAGAAGACUCCGGUUGGGCAGUUCUUACAGUUGAAGUCUUGGCAGCCGCACAAACUCUGGAACCUUUGUUGAAGAAAUCUGUUGCUUCCAAAAUUGGAAAAGAUGGCAGAUAAAAAGCCACCCAAAUCGCACAGUAAAACACCUUCCAUCAAAGUUUCUCCAAGACACCCAGUAAACUUUCCCCAGCAAACAUCUGGUUAUGUUCCCAUAAGUCCUGGUCAAAACUUGUUUUAUGUCGAACCCAAUAUGAGUCAUCUUGAGUCACCAGAAGAUUUAGCCAAAGCUUACUUUCCUCCAUCAUGGCAUUUUGCCCCUGUUCAUCCUGCAAAGUCACCUGCAUAUUAUAGAGAUAUUCUCCGUGAUACAGAGUCAAUCCGUAUUAAAUCUACCUAUGAUAAGAGUGAUCAAACCAAACUCAUUCACCAUUCCCUUUAUAUCCACAAAAUUGUCAGUCAAAAAGAUUGGGGAUCUCAUCCCUACACCCUUCGAAAUCUCAAUAAUCAUCCAAUCCAAUACAGUUAUCAUGAUUAUAUUGAUGCUUGGUAUAAAAUUCUUUUAUACCAAAACGAAAAUUUUAGUCAUUCAUGGUCAAUCAAUUUUGAUAAAAAAUUCAGAGGACAAUUUCCUUUAUGGUUUCUAAGUUGGUGGUCAGCUCAUGGACCUGUCCAUGAAUUAAUUCCUGCUCAGUUACAGGACUCGGUCAUAUACUUCUCCACAGUUUUCAAUUGGAGCGAGCAUAAAGCCAAGUUCCCAAUACUGAUGCACUUUAUGGGUAAAUACAAAGUGCCCUGGAUCCUCAAAUGGCACUAUGAAGUCAAUUCAGACGUAGUCACCAGACGCUUCUCAGUAAAAUGGUGGGAAAAAUUCAACCAUGAUCGAAUUAUCUCCCAAGUUAAUUCUGAAUUCCCUUUGGUCAAUCUGGAGCUCCCCAAGCCUUCCAGAUUGAAUACAUGUGCUUCAUCUUCCCUCUCAAUCGAAGGAAGAUCUAAGUCUAAGUUAAAAGAACUGGCAACACAGUUCAAAGGAAGAUCUAAGUCUAAGUUAAAAGAAAUUUUGCAACAAGUAAUCCAAAUGGGAGAAGACGAAGAUGAGAGUACUUCUCCAGCCUCUUCUGAAGCUCCUUCAACUGGUCAAGCAAUGGGAGAAGACGAAGAUGAGUACUUCUUCAACCCCUUCUGAAGCUUCUUCAACUAGUAAAGCAAUCAAGAAAAUCUGCAGCUCCCCAAGCCUGCCAGAUUUAAUACAUUCGUUUCAUCUUCCUUCUCAAUCGAAGGAAGAUCUAAGUCUGAGUUAAAAGAACUGGCAAGACAGUUCUGAAUUCCCUUUGGUCAAUCUGCAGCUUCCCAAGCCUGCCAGAUUUAAUACAUUCUCUUCCUCUUCCCUCUCAAUCGGAGGAAGAUCUAAGUCUGAGUUAAAAGAACUCGCAAGAAAGUUCUAAAUUCCCUUUGGUCAAUCUGCAGCUCCCCAAGCCUGCUAGAUUGAAUACAUUCGCUUCAGCUUCCCUCUCAAUCGAAGGAAGAUCUAAGUCUGAGUUAAAAGAACUGGCAACUUAGUUUAUGCUACAAGUAAACCAAAUGGGAGAAGACGAAGAUGAGAGUACUUCUCCAGCCUCUUCUUAAGCUUCUUCAACUAGUCAAGCAAUGGGAGAAGACGAAGAUGAGUACUUCUUCAACCCCUUCUGAAGCUUCUUCAACUAGUAAAGUAAUCAAGAAAAUGCAACUCCAGUUAGACCCAUAUUUUCAAGAUGGUCAAGAUUCUUAAGACUAAAACAGUCUUCUAUCAUCCAACUUCAACAGCACAAUACUGUUGACAGGAUAAGGCAAAAAUAGUCACCAUAUUAUGAAUAGUGACUUUUUACUAUUCAUCCAUUAGUCAAAAAUUUCCUUUCGGUGCGAUAUAUCUAAAGGAAAAGCAAAAGUAAAAGCAGAAGGAAUUUACUUUCGUUGCUGCAUUCAGUCAAUCCAAGCUAGACUCCAAUAAUUCCAGAGCAGUCUCCAGCCUAUUUAAGGACCUCCUAUCAGAAGUUGAAGGCAAGCUGAAGAACAACCCAAAUUCAAUUCUCUAAGAUCCUUUGUAUCUCACAAAAUAUUUUAUCCUAUUUCCCUUUGUAAACACUAAGCAGUCUUAGUUAUCAUGUACUCGAAAGUUUUCUGAUUUCAAAUAGUCAACCGAGUAAUUUUAAGUA